Messenger RNA from Vicia villosa (hairy vetch), 784 nucleotides. RefSeq lists its product as uncharacterized. The transcript has a single exon. The coding region runs from base 51 to 524 and encodes 157 amino acids. NCBI's taxonomy places the organism in Eukaryota, Viridiplantae, Streptophyta, Magnoliopsida, Fabales, Fabaceae. The record is from RefSeq and is a predicted model, not a curated record.
ACCUAGCUAUCUGAUUCAUUUAGAAUCUACUCACACAAAUUGAGAGAACAAUGGGUGCUUGUUAUUCUUGCAAUACAUCCUCAAUAUUCAAAAACAUGAUAAGAGUAGUUCAUCUCAAUGGUUUUAUUGAAGAUUUUGAUCAACCAAUUUCAGCAAGCCAAGUUAUUGGUAAUCUACCAAAACACUUUGUUUGUACUUCAAUACAGCUUCUAUCAUCAUCCUACAAACCAUUGAAACGAGAUAAUAGUCAACUCUAUUUCAUGCUACCAUACUCAGUACUCCAAGCUGAUGUUUCUCCUCUGGAUUUGGCUUGCCUAGCCAAAAGGCUUACUUCAAAAGGUAAAGCCAAAAACAAACCAUGUGAUUACAGUAAGUCUCCAACAGCUAUUCCCUUAGCUUCAAGAAGUCCUUGUAGAGUUGGUGUGGAAGAGAAAGUCAUGAUGAAUGGAAGAAGAAGCCCAUGUAGAGUGCAGUCAUGGAAACCUAUCUUGGAAAGUAUUGCAGAGAAGUCCCUUAACAGUUAACAGGAGAAGUGAAUCAGAUUUAUAGUAGACUUGUAUCUGUGUAAUGAUUAUUAAGAUAGGAAGUAGGAAGCCAUAAUAUAGUGUAGAAUUAUUGUAUCUGAUGUUCUGAAAAGUGUGUUUGAAUGUGUUAAUUAAAUCUUAGAGAAGUAAAAAACAAUCCAUGAAAUUUUCUUGUUAUUGAAAACGUGUACACUGUAGCACACUUGUUAUGGAUAUUUAUAGGACAGACUAAUCAGAUGAUGACCCUAUUUUAAUGAUCA